GUCUUAAUCUUUCUGAUUUCUUCUAUAAUCUUCAAACCCAUCAUGUAUAUAAGUGCAAAAGUUAUUGGCUUUCAUUCACAUCAACUAAGCAGUCGUCGUUGCAUUUGUGAUUACAGUUGGUGAAGAUGGUUAAGGGUAGCCAAAUUUUCACUCUUUCUGUGACCCUUUUGUUUUUUAUUUGUGGAAAGACCUAUGGAACAGACACUGACAUAUUCUGCUUGAAAAGCAUCAAAGAUUCCAUAAAAGAUCCUCACAAGUAUCUGCAAUCUUGGAACUUCAGCAGCAAAACUGAAGGCUUUAUCUGCAAGUUCAUUGGUGUUGAAUGUUGGCACCCUGAUGAGAACAGGGUCUUGAAUCUCAAACUUUCAGACAUGAGUCUGAGAGGUCCCUUACCUCAUGGCAUUGGAAACUGCACAAGCUUAACAGGAUUAGACCUUUCAGGAAACAAUCUCAGUGGAAGCAUUCCAGAAAAUAUUGCCACUCUUGUACCAUUUAUCACAUCUCUUGAUCUAUCUUCAAAUCAGUUUUCUGGUGCUAUACCUUUGAGUCUUGCAAAUUGCACCUACAUCAACACCAUUAAACUUGAUCAGAAUCAUCUGAGUGGUCAGAUUCCUCAGCAAUUGGCCCUUCUGCCACGGCUCAGGAAUUUUACUGUUUCCAACAAUUCAUUGGUGGGGCCAGUUCCAAACUUUACCAAUGGUCAUGUGGUGGUAAAUUAUUCAAACAAUAAAGGGUUGUGUGGACCUUCGUUGAAGCCUUGCCCCAACAAUUGAAACUCGUCAUUCAAGAUAAAUCCAUCUAUAUACAUGUUCACAAUAAACUUCUUCCAAGUUAUCCAGGAAUUUCUUCAAACAUGUAUACCUAUAAGAUGGGGAAAUAAGAAUAUCCAGAAAUAAUGUUUUGACAACCUUUUCUUU
Molecule: messenger RNA, 917 nt
Organism: Vigna umbellata (rice bean)
Lineage: Eukaryota; Viridiplantae; Streptophyta; Magnoliopsida; Fabales; Fabaceae
Product: probably inactive leucine-rich repeat receptor-like protein kinase At5g48380
Molecular function (GO): protein binding
Source: RefSeq, a predicted model, not a curated record